Messenger RNA from Cryptosporidium muris RN66, 2982 nucleotides. RefSeq lists its product as uncharacterized. The record is from RefSeq and is a predicted model, not a curated record. The transcript has a single exon. Bases 1 to 2982 code for a protein of 993 amino acids. Lineage: Eukaryota; Apicomplexa; Conoidasida; Eucoccidiorida; Cryptosporidiidae.
AUGUCUACAGAAUUUAAGUUUGAUUCACAACAUCCUCCGCAUGAUAGAGCUAUUAUCAGUGACUUCGACGAUUUUGCGAUAAAUUAUUGUGGUUUAGAAGGAUUCACCUUUUUUGUGGCUCAUUGCUUGUUUCAUGGGAUAGUUGAGUAUCUAAAAGGCCGUUUGGUUGAAGUAAGCGAUUACGAGCAAAUAAUUAAGCUGGUUAUACAAGAUGAAUUCUUCAGUCAUCCUGGAAAAAUUGUGAGUUCAAAAAGUAAUUGUGAAAAGUAUAUUCCUCCUUUCUUUCCUUUAAAAGGUUAUGAGAGCUCUAGGUCAAACAUACCUAUAAAGUUGGUAUCACCUUUAGAGAAUGCAUGUAAAUUUGCUAUUCGCUGUAUAUCAAACAAUCCUAAUACUUUAAUAUCAAAUAAAUCGUCUAAAAUACAGAAGUUUUUAUUGAAAUGGCAUAAGGUUUGUCCUCAAAAUAAUAUGAAUGCAAAUAUGGCUCCUAUACUUGCUGCUCGUUUGGAUUUUAAGAGAAAUUCCUUAAAUUUGAAAGAACUUGAUAAUAAGGAGAUCUGUGAGAUUGCUCGGACAAUAUCCCAAACUUCACCUACUGAAAGAGUUAAUAAAUGUAAGGAAUUAAUUUCCAUAGAUGCUUCUGAUUUACUGUGUGAACAAGUAGCUCCGUAUAAGAUUAAGUUUCCUAAUUGGCUUCAACCCCCAGUUGAUCCACGAACAGAUGAAGAAUUUGUUUUUGAUGAGAAAACUAUGAUUGAUGAGAGGCUAAAUCAUAUAGUGAAGAUAACUAUAUCCUCAAAGUUGCCAGAUUAUUGUAUUCCUGAAGAGAUAUUUACAUUUUCUCCUACCAAAGAUAUGAUAACUUCAAAUGUAAGACAUAUCUUUACAGGUGUAGAUUUGUCGGCUGAAGAGCACUCACUUGUUAAAAAUUUCUUGAUGUAUUAUGUGAUUAACUUUGGAAAAGUUCCCCGAUAUAUUUUUGAAAAUAGAGUUAGAUAUGCAUUGGAUGGUUGGUUGACACACAAGAACAAAUUUCCUAUAAUGGCUUGUCACAAUGCGAUGUACUCAAUAGGAAGAAAGCUUCUUUUACAAACAGGAAGUUCUACAGGCAUGAGGAAUUUAAAUUCAAAUAACAAGUAUCCUUACUUAUUGCGAAAUUUUAGUAUUUUUGGAACUUAUAAUGAUAACUUACAUAACUUUAACAUUAAAGACAAUGACCAUUUAUUAGUAAACUGUCUAUACAAAGGUUGUGCUUACUUCAUAGGCCGCAGUAGUAACCUAUCUCCAAUUCUUGUUAUAAGAUCACAAAAUAUAAUGUCUACCAAGAAUUUGAAGCAGUCUGCAACUUAUCUUAUCUUGUUUUUGAUGAAUUUUGCUGAAAAGUACUUGCUUGUUUCUGGAAAAGUAGAAACAAUAGAUGUCAUUAUUGACUGUCGCGGUAUCAGCUUAAUGAACUUGUCACUUUUGUUUAAGAUACGCCCUAUCCUUGCAUAUUGGAUGGAAGAGGGAAUAAUAAACAUGUUUCCUUUGCGAUUUCAUCGUAUAUUUAUUAUUCAAUCAAAUGAAAUAUGGGGGACAAUUAAAGAGAUGUUAGUAAAUUCAUGGCACCAGGAAACAUUAAACAACGUAAUUGUUCUAAGCAAUGUUCCUCAAAAUCCUAAAAACGAUGUAGAGUUGGAAAAUCUGAAGGAACUAUGGAAGUUUAUGUCUCCUUACCAAAUUGAAUCUGACAUUGGUGGUACUAGACCAAAGCUACAGAAUGGGGAAUUUUAUCCAUUUAAGAUUGCACAUGGCCCAUAUACACCACUUAUAUUGACAUCUAAUAUUACCAAUAUAAUGCCAAAAUUAAGUGAUUGGCCUCUGCCAAACACUGUUGCAAUUAAAAAUAUUUUAGGUUUAUUCCCGGAAGACUUCUUUAGAUUAAAAGGGGGAAUAAUACACAAUUUGGAAGGGAAAGAGACUUUUAAAUGGACGAAUGAUCAUAUUAAUUUAUUUUCCAAUAUACCACAUGUUUUAUGGCCUCCAAAAUUAUUAGAGUUUUAUGAAGGGAUAAAACCAGAUCAGAAAUAUGCUAAUAAUGAGGAAAGUAGAAAUGUAAAUAAACUAAGCGUAGAGAUAACGCCAUUAAACUCAGAGAUAGAUAAGUUACUGGAUUUAAAUAAAACUACCCAGUUAGAUCAAGUAAAUACAUAUCAGAUUAGGAGCUAUGAAGAAUUGAGCAGAAAUACUUCUGGAGCUUUUAUUUUGGGUGAUAGAAAUUUAAAUUUUGAUGUACAUGACUAUUUUUUAUUUAUAAACACUUUGAACUUUUUAACAAGGAUUUAUACUAUUCGCAUGAAGUACAGUACAUUAACUUCACUGAAAUCUAGUAUAUGUGCUGAUAUUAGAUUGCAGAAUCUAGCUCACUUUAAUGAACUUAUGAAAAAUCUCACAACUAGAGUCAACAAAUUAUCUUUCCCAAAAUGGAAGAAAGAGAAAAUGCAAGAAACUAAGUUAAAACUGAUAUUCAACACGUAUAAUUAUAUACUCGUACAGAUUAACAGAAUCUCAAAUGAGUCAAGUGGAAUACUAGAUACGCUAAAAUUUUGGCAACAACAAGCCCUGAAAUUUGGAGAUCGUAUCGAAAGGUUUAGGACUAUUGGAUUACACAAGGAUAAAUACUUGCCUUUAAAUAUUGAAUUUCCUAGAGAUAUUAGUCUACAAACUUAUAGUAAAACCGAUAUUGUUAAGUUGUUAGUUUAUCUUCAGCACAUAAAUAAUGAAACUGUAACUAAGGAACAGCAGCUACGUGAUGUAACCAAGAGUAUUGAGGAACUUUGCAGCAGUUUGAAUUCUGUACCUGAAAUCAUAUCGUCCUUUAUGAAUCAAUAUUAUUGCUAUGAUUAUUUCGGAAUGGUCAUUAAUACACACAUUAUUAAUCAAACUGAUACUUUGUUAAGGAAGAUGUCUAAUGCUUUAGAACAAGUUGAACUUCAAAACUAG